Messenger RNA from Penicillium verrucosum, 201 nucleotides. RefSeq lists its product as uncharacterized. The coding region runs from base 1 to 201 and encodes 66 amino acids. The transcript has a single exon. NCBI's taxonomy places the organism in Eukaryota, Fungi, Ascomycota, Eurotiomycetes, Eurotiales, Aspergillaceae. The record is from RefSeq and is a predicted model, not a curated record.
AUGUCAUGGUCUCAUGGAUAUGGCAAACGCAAGGUACACUGGUCUGUUGAAGCGCGCAUCCUGAAAGUGCGACCGCACCAGUUCCGUGUUCCGCGGAACAUGACGGAACAUGACGGAGCACGGAACAUGGGAGAAUGCGCAGGGUGUAAGGUCCAAGAUAUGGAAGUGACCCCAAGCGUAUUGUAUGAACUCGGCGGGUGA